AUGAUUUUAGGUACAUCACCAGGGAGUAGUCGGAAUAGUAGUUCCGGUUGUUAUUCAUCGUGUAGCACACCAGAAGUUGAUGUUGUCGCUUUUACACCUCGUCCACAACCAGUGAAUGAGGAUGAUCAGAAGCGAUAUUUUUGUCAACGAUGUUUAAAUCAUGCUCAGGAACAUCCUCGAAAAGGGCACAAACCUUAUUGCCAGCACGUUAUCAACAAUUAUCGUAUUAUCACCUAUGGUAAUCAUUCAUUUAUCAUUAUCAUGUCAUCCUGAUAUGCGAAUUGUGAAUGCGCCGAUUGUCGUAUGGUGGAAGAGCGACGACGAUUGAAUAAUAUGUUAAGUUUGAGACGAUUAGAUCCUAAUCAUGCAGCAAAUCGUUCAACAACGGGUAAAAAGAUACGCGAUCCGAAAUGCGCAUUAUGUUCUGCACAUGGCAAUAAACAACCGCUCAGAGGACACAAAAAAGCGCAGUGUCCAUUUUUAAAGUGUGGAUGUCAUCUGUGUGGUUUGGUUGAAAAUCGUCGAACACUGAUGGCCCGUCAAAUAAAACUACGACGGGAUCAACAGAAGCAGCGAAAAGCUCAGCUUAAUACUACUGUUGCCGCUGUUACCCUUGCGGUUACAACGACUACAACAACAACAACAAAUAUUGGUACAAACAAUUUAAUCAUGGAGCAAUCAAAUUCGGAAACUGAACAAGAGCGAUUUACUGUACCAGAUAAUAAUAGAAAAAUAGAAGAACCAGUGCGUGUACCACCGCUUCUACCAGUAUUCCCAAAACCACAAAUUAUGGAACCUGGACCACCGAUCCCAAUAAUUUUCCAGCCAACUGCGAUACUACCGACACCACCAAUGUUCAUGUCACCAAUGGACAAUAUCGAUUUACGCUUUAUGUCUUUAAACUAUCAUCAUAUGAUGAACCCAAUACCGUUCCAGUUUGCUCCCAUGUUACCAUACACACCAACAUUACCGUUCCUGUCAGCACCUUGA
Messenger RNA from Cercopithifilaria johnstoni, 990 nucleotides. NCBI's taxonomy places the organism in Eukaryota, Metazoa, Nematoda, Chromadorea, Rhabditida, Onchocercidae. The record is from the annotation of a GenBank genome assembly.